Messenger RNA from Racocetra persica, 1676 nucleotides. NCBI's taxonomy places the organism in Eukaryota, Fungi, Glomeromycota, Glomeromycetes, Diversisporales, Gigasporaceae. The record is from the annotation of a GenBank genome assembly.
UUAUGAUUAUUACACUUCCGAUUAAUCAUAAAACGGCCAAGUUAUAUGCAAAAACCCAAGACAAACUUAUGAGUGCCAGAGAUCGUAGAGUGGGGCUUAUGAAUGAAGUUCUGCAAGGCAUUCGCAUGAUAAAAUUCUUUGCCUGGGAAAAGAAUUGGGAAAAUAGAAUAUUGGAGUCUCGCAAAAUUGAGCUUAAACAAUUUCGAAAUAAUUUUAUUUAUAUGGCAAUAUUUGAUCUAUUGUGGUCGGCUUCACCUAUCUUGAUCACUAUUCUUAGCUUUUUCUUUUAUACCAAAAUUCAAGGAAAUGAGCUCACAGCAGCAAUUGCUUUUACUUCGAUAGUUGUUUUCAAUGAACUUCAAUUUGCACUUAAUGUUUUACCUGAAGUUUUUACUGAGGCGCUUCAAACCAUGGUCAGCAUACGUAGAAUAGAAAACUUUCUAAAUGAAGAUGAGAUCGAUAUUCCACCUGAAAAUAAUUAUCCUCUUAUUACAUCGAUCUCUUUUGAAAAAGCAACUGUUUCAUGGAAUAAAAUAAUGGAAAAUAGUGAAGAAUUUGCUAUGCGUGAAUUGGAUUUGAAUUUUCCAGUGGGUGAAUUAAGCAUCAUUUGUGGACCAACCGGAUCUGGGAAGACAUUGUUAUUAAUGUCACUUCUUGGAGAAACGAAUGUCCAUAGUGGCAAGAUCAAUAGUCCACAUUGUCUUACAGUUCCUACUGAUAAAAAUAUUAAUGAAAAUAAUUGGAUUCUUCCUAACUGUAUUGCAUAUGUUGCACAGCAAGCAUGGCUUCAGAAUGCUUCAAUUCGUGAUAAUAUUCUUUUUGGUCUUCCUUAUAAUGAAAAUCGUUAUAAUCAAGUUAUAAAAAUAUGUGCGUUGGAAAAAGAUUUUCAAAUAUUUGAAGAUGGUGACAUGACAGAAAUUGGUGAAAAGGGAAUUACAUUAAGUGGUGGUCAGAAAAUGCGUGUUGCUUUAGCAAGUGCUGUUGACGCACAUACUGCUUGGCAAUUGAUGAAUGAAUGUCUAUUAGGUCCUAUUAUGAAAGGACGUACUCGAAUUCUUGUAACGCAUCAUAUCAAACUUUCUGUUACUGGUGCUGCUUAUUUGGUUGUUGUUAAUAAUGGAAAAAUUGUUACAUCUGGGUCAAUUUCAGAAUUACGUAAUUCAGGAACAUUGGCCUCGAUCCUUGAUGAGAAUGAUAAUCAAUCAGAAUUCGAGAAUUCCGUUGAACUAGCCGCGGAAAAUGCUGCUAAAGUAAGUAAUAUCUCCGAACAGUCAUCCACUCCUGGUCACAACGCCGAUUCAUCAACUGCUUCCGAUGCAACUCUUGUCGAGAAUGUCGAAAAUGUCGAGAAUGUUGAUCAGGCGGAUGAUUCACAACCAAUAAAAAAAGUCUCUAAACCAAAAGUUCUUGUCGAAGAAGAAGCGAGACCAACUGGCAUGGUUAAGUUUAAGAUUUACAAGUCUUAUUUGCGCGCAAAUGGAAAUAUACUUUAUUGGCUAUUUUUUGUCGGAGUAUUUAUUGCAACUAGAGCAAUGCAAAUAAUGGAGAAUUGGUGGCUUCAAGUUUGGUCAAAUGCUAAAAACAACGAGACAACAUCAUCACUUUUCAAUUUUGUUCGACAAGAUAAUUUAGUUAUGAUAGAUGGAAUAUUCGACGAUAUUUAUAAGCCACAUAGC